This is a messenger RNA of Stereum hirsutum FP-91666 SS1, 2871 nucleotides long. Its product is annotated as TPR-like protein. Bases 1007 to 1750 code for a protein of 247 amino acids. NCBI's taxonomy places the organism in Eukaryota, Fungi, Basidiomycota, Agaricomycetes, Russulales, Stereaceae. Gene Ontology annotation, molecular function: protein binding; glycosyltransferase activity. The transcript has 14 exons. Gene Ontology annotation, biological process: protein O-linked glycosylation. The record is from RefSeq and is a predicted model, not a curated record.
UUUUACGAGAUGUUCAUGAAGGGUCUGGAAUAUAUACAGUUGCGAGAUUGGCGAUGAAAGCAAAAGCGAUGCGCGGUAGAAAUGAUGAGGGGGGAGUCUAGAUUACAUAGGGUAUAAAGUACUCAAACGCGUGUCUUGACAUAACUCCAAGCACCCGCGAGACCUGCGAUCACAGUCCCGGCAGCCAAUGCAGGCUUCACCCCGGCUGUGGAUUUGUAGAGUAUACCUGUCAUAGCACCAGCCGACAUACUGCCCAAUGCGUCGUGCUUUCCCCGUACGGAGUCAAUGGUCGAAUUUAUACCGUUGUAUGCCAAAGCUAACACGCCGGCGGAAUUGCCCAAGAAUGUGCCUCGCCGUGUAAUGGCGUUCAGAAUACUAUUGAUUCGCAGCCUAGAAUUGGCAACAGCCAGUGGACGUCGAGCGCCCUCGCGAAAGCCCCAUGCACCACCAAGAGCAAGGCCGCCGAGAUACAUAGUCCCUGUGCCGUAGCACAAAUCAUCGCUCCAGCCUCUAGAUGGAAUUGCUGUUCCUGAGCCGGGCAAGUCGUUCGUUUUGUCGUCAUCCAAUAAAAGGUAAUCGAGCUUGUCUCCAAGCCCUGCCAUGGGAUGUAGCUUCGCAGGGUCAUAGGCACCCAGGAGCACAUCUGACGCGGUGACAUUUUCGGGAAGAGGUGCAGCAGAGCCGUCUGCACGCGAGAACUGAGCUGUUCGGAGAACGUCAGCGGGGUCUUGGGACGUUGAGGAUGAUGCCUGAGACGACAUUGCCGGUCUAUGCAGGAAUUAGGAUGGACAAGACGGUGAAAGGGCAGCAGAAAGGAUUAUUCGUCGCCGUUGCGGACGACGUCGGGCCUCGGAAACGAUGACGGAGCAAAGGCAAAAUUUUGAAGCGGCGCGACAAUUCGAGGAUUACACGCCGGAGUCCCGGGCUGCACGCCUCACGGCAAUCUGUGACGCGACGCCAGUGGGCGACGUCGCCAGUCUACACCAGAACAAUUAGCUUUACGAACAUGUCCUUCGCCCCUCGCCCCCUCACCCGCCUCUUUGCGGCAUCCACCAGAUCUAUAUCACAGCGUGCCCCAUCUUCUCAAGCUACCCGCAUUAAAUUUUCCGUUGGUACAAAUCCUUUCAGCCCACGACUUCUCCUGCCAUCAUCCUCGUCCAACUUCCCGGGGCAGGCAACUUUCUCUCAGAAACGUUGGGCGACGUCGUCGACGCCACAAACCACUUCCGACCCUGCUGAAGUCGAAGCCGCUCAGUGCCUAGAAGAAGGCACCCAGAAACUCGAGGAAGGCGACGUCAACAGCGCUAAAGUGUACUACAGACGUAGUGUGGAAAUUAAACGGACAGCAAGUGCUCUUUUCAAUCUGGGAGUCACCCAUUAUCACCUCAAGGAAUUUGACGAGGCUAUCUCCGCAUGGAAGGAGUCAAUAGACCUCCAGCCUUCGAGUGCUGAUGCUCACACAAAUCUUGCCUCUGCAUACAUCAUAUCUCCAAUUGCUCGUCCAGAUCUAGCUCUCCAGCAUCUGAAAAUCGCGUCCUCUCUGGCGCCAGAUGAUCCCGAGAUUGCCUUCAACCUGGCAGCCGUCCUCGAAGCUUGCGGCAGACUAGAAGAAGCUUUAGAACACUACCGCAGAAGCAAGGACUACGGCGUAGAUCGUGCUGCCAUGCACAUAAGGAAUGUCAGCGCGAAGAUACUUGGUCAAAAGCUAAAAGCGGAAGAGGAAGCCGCGAAAAAAUCGGGCUCCUCCUGAGCCAGGGGUUAUCUAUGUCGCUUAUGGCGUCCACCAGCCACGCUAUUGUCUUUCCACCGCUCGCUUUAAUUCAUUGACCAACAUCAUAACUAUACAUAUUGGUCCAUUUAAACACCGUCUCUGGGCGCCUCUCGUACGAAGACGAAGCCCACUUUGCUUCUCAACGUCUUCUACACAGGAUGUCCCAAUCAUCGUUUGCUGCGAAGUUUUUAGUAGCACAGCGGACGAAAGAGAUCUUCGCAGCCUCUCACUCCACGGAGAAGGGAUCAGUUGCGGAACCAUCUCCUUUCAUGCCUGAGCCCUCCAGGACUGACGGGGUAGUUGCAUCACCUUGGUCGGUGACAUGCACUGAGCUGCCACUGCGAUCGUAACGGUGACUUCCGAAGUGGCCUCUGCCUCUCGUAUCUGGGAAGCCCGCGUGAACAGCUGCAUCGUUCGCCGGGUCAUUGCCGCCUGGACUCAAAAUAUCACCCCCUUGACUGUCUCGUCCAAAUGAUCUCUGCUCUGGGGAAGAGCUUCUUUGCGAAUCCGACCUCCAAGAUGACGAGCCGUCCUGGGUUGCACGGCCAUACUGCCCUCGGCCUCUCUGGAAUCCCGAUGAGAAUCCGCGACGCCCAUUGUAACGCCCCCUGUCGCCACUGUAUCCUCGACCUCUACCUCCCCUUCCCGGAAAAAAUUGCGUGAGGGGGGCUUGGCUGAGAGCCGCCGUGGUGUCUAUUGGUGGCGAAUUGCGGACACGCUCGAGAAUCGCUAAUAUGUCUUCAUGCGUAUAAUUGGCCGAUGGAUGAUCGGUUGGGGUCAGCCGUAGCAGUCGCUCGUGUCCUUCGUGAGGCAUGGGUGGGCGAAAUUGUGACGAGAAGCGUUUUAACACUUGGAUUCCAGUCUCCGCAUCUUUGAUCGUAGGAUGAUUUAACCGGGCUUGAAUUCUGGCAACACAGAUAUUAUAGGGUGUGUCGAACCAGAGAACCCAUAUGGGGACGCUGUUUCCCGGCGCUUGUCGCGCAAUCGAAAUCCAGUGCGCUCGUUGUGAAGCAUCAAAAUUUGUUCGAUCGAUGCAGAUGGACAUCCCGUCUCGCAAGGACGAGCGUGCAAGCUGUUCGACGGCUCGACGAUCGCCUAAC